Molecule: messenger RNA, 6552 nt
Organism: Dunckerocampus dactyliophorus (ringed pipefish)
Lineage: Eukaryota; Metazoa; Chordata; Actinopteri; Syngnathiformes; Syngnathidae
Gene: txndc16
Product: thioredoxin domain containing 16
Exons: 19
Coding region: 266-2722 (818 amino acids)
Source: RefSeq, a predicted model, not a curated record
CGUCAAUUAAACACCUUACCUUGAAAACCCAAGCCGGAAGUUGGAUAUAUACUUGCAACCGACUUGACAAAGCGAGCUACUGCUAGCAUACAAACAAACAAGCAUCUUGGAAUUUUAGCCGAAAGCACACUUUUUUAAAAUACUUUCACCUUCGGUAGGACGUCUGAUAGCAUCAUGUAUUUGAUGUUAUUCUUCUUAACUAUGAUGCCUUGCUAUUUCUGCACCCGGAAAGACAAACUUUGACAUUCUCAGCCCCUUGUCCACCAUGUGGGUGUGUGUUGCUUUCUCCCUGCUGUGCAUACAUUCAGGAGGAUGCACAGACAUGGUGAACACGUCAGGCCUGUUGCUUGAGUUAACCACGGUGGACUUUUAUGACAAACUCAAUGCCGGGAAGAUGCUUUUUAUCUACUUUCAGACUCAAGUCUCUCCAACCAUCUCGCUCUUCUUGGGGGAGUUGAAAAAGUCUGCGGAGGUUCUGCAGGAUUAUGGCAUCCUGGUGGGCAAGAUCAACUGCAAUGAGGAGCUGAUUCCCUCCCACUGCGUGAAAGAAAGGGCUCCCAACGCUGCCUUUCUAUUUGGGGGGGGUAAGGAGCUGGCCGCUUUGGAUUUGGACACCGUGUUCGACGUCAACUCCAUCGUCUCUGAAGUCCUAUUUGCCAUUUUGCGAGAUGAGAUGAAGUAUGUGCAUUCUGGCGCCGACCUGCUGGCCAUGGAGAAGUCCUGCAGGGGGAAGAAGGACAUGGUGUUGGCUUAUGUCAGCAGUCUGGGGACCCAAGAGCACAGAUGGAUCAUGGAGACGGCGUACGUGUACGGGUCCAAAUACCAGUUCAUCCUCAUCACCGGAGGCCCGGUUCUGAAGCACUUGGGUGCUGUCGGAGCGUGUGGAGUGUGGUUCCUCCACUGCAGGGCUUCCCAGUCUGAGCGCUGCCCUGUGACUCCCAUGGGGACCCCCCUGUCCACGCUUGGCCUGCACACCUUCCUGCAGCUCAUGGAGGCGCCGCUCUUGUCUGAAGUCUACGAAGACCCCUCUGCUGUUCCAGGCCCGCCGUUCCCCUACCAGCAGACCCCCCAGGUCUUUCUCUUCUCCCAUCCCCAAACGGAGCACUCGGACCGGGACACGGCCAGGGCUCUGGCCUGGAGGCUCCGUGGCCUCGCCCUGCUGGUGCUCGUGCACAGGAAGAGCCCACGUGACGAAUAUAACGCCGCGUACAGACUGCCAGACAAGAGCUCUGAGGUCAAGUAUUUGACCUUGCCCAACCUAGAUGAGCUGUUGGAGCUCUUCCUUCAUCAACAGGAAGAUGUGCAGGAGGAGAAGGAGGAGGAGGGAGAGGACAACGAGGACGAAGAUCUGAUGUCUGAUGGGACGUUGGAGGACGAGAUUUCAUCUGGAGUGUAUGAGAAGCGAGGCCGCUUGGUGCACUCGGACUCCGUUACCCGGCUGACGUCCGACCGCUUCCCCGCUGCACUCGCUCAAAGUGGCCUCAAGGUGCUGCUCUUCUACCUCAAAUGGGACGCCGUUUCAAUGGCUUUCCACAGCUCCUUUGUAGAAGUGGCAGAGAGAAUUGCAGAGAGCGGCGUAGAAGGUGUUCACAUGAGCACAGUGGAUUGCGGGGAAUGGACCGACCUCUGUGCAUCUCAGCCCGCUGCCUCGUUCCCGCCCAUCACCGCCUUUCCGACCGUGCUGCUGCUCCGCCCCCAGGAGCCCGUCCAGGUGUACACGGGAAUGCUGGGAUGCCAGGCGCUGCAUCGCUUCAUCUUGCUGAGCCUUGCAGCGUCUCCUCGAGUACUAUCUACUCCACAGGAAGUGACAUCAUUCCUUCACGGGGUGCCUCAUCCUGCGCUAGCGGGCUCCACGCCCCACAGAAUGCUGGGACUUUUCAGCACGCGUUCCUCAUCGGCAGGCGUGCCCGUGUUUGAGCACGCAGCGAGGACGUUACGAGGAAGGGUGCUGAGUGCGCUGCUGACAGACGGCCCGGCGAGAGAAUGGGCUGCAGAGCGCUCAGUGGACCUUCCUGCAGUUUUGUUGUUUGCAUGGUGGGGGGGAGACUCCCACGUCUCCGUGUUGUCCUUGUCCUCCUCUGUGGAGGACUUGCUCUCCCGCAUUGAGGCGGCACUGCUGCAUCCUUUGCCUGAACUGACGGUGGAAAACCUGCCGUCCUUCCUGGGCCUGGGCAAAGCUCUUCUUUUGCUGUUUGUUGGAGAAGAGGAGGACGAGACGGGGCUGAAGCAGAACAAGGCGCUGGUGGAGGAUAUGAGGAGAGCGCUGGAGUUGGGAGGCGAGAGGAUGGAGCAGUACGUGGCCUGCUGGAUCCACCUCGGCCGUACUCCAGCGGGUAUGUCCGUCCUGGGCUCCUAUCUGGGCUCCAUGCCCCCUCUGCCGGCACUGCUACUCACUCAUUUGCCCACCGGACCUGAAGUUUACCAGUACCCGCCUUACUCCCCAAUCCUGGCCCGGUCGGUCCUGCGAUGGCUGCAGCGAGUGGAGGAAGCAAGAGAAUCUCCUGCAGGAGUAUUAAAGGAAGGCGACUGGCCUCCCGCUGUGGAGUUCUAUGACUUCCUUAAAGUCAUGGAUGAGGAGGAGCCCGGUCCGAAAGACGAGGCUGAAGUAGAAGAAGAAGAAGAAGAGGAGGAGGAGGAGGAGGCGGACGCGGCAGAGUCGGCCUCGGAGGAAGAAAGGUCGACACGUUCGUCCUUCCACACGCCGGAUCACUCCGAGUUCUGACAAAGAAACUUUCCAGCGGCGAGAGUCCUUGGCGGAGGAGUCACUGAGCCCAGGUCAGUUCCCGCUCAAUCACCCCCACGUGUCACCCAAGUGGCUUUCAUCGAGCUGGACCUGGACUUUUCAUGUUUUUGCUACUCUUACAUAUUUUUAUAUUGCUGUAAUUAACAAGAAAAACAAUCCGCCGUCUUCCUGCUGCAGCCAUCGUAUUAAUGAACACCCCCCCAUUGCAAAGUGGCUGCAGGUGUGCCCCGCUGCUCCCCCUUGCCUAGCUCCAAAAAAGCCUAACCUGGCAGCGAUGUGGAGCAAAAAGGCUGUGAUUGAUGCAUGUGACAUUGUACAUAUGUUUUUGUUUUAAAUCAGUGCCUUCCUAUAACCUGUGGAUGUCAUUUUCAUGUAGUGCACGGGUGUCCAAAGUGCUGCCCCGGCUGUUUUUUUAUUGGCCCGCCGCACAUUCCAAAAAUAUCACUCAACAAGAAAACUUUUUGAAAAAAACAACAAAAAAUCUGUAGUAAUUUUACAAAAAGUCAAAUUAUUAUGAGAAAAUUGCAACUUUUUCAUUGUUACAAUACAGCCUUUUUUAUCUUAAUAUUUGAAAUUACAGCUGUUUUUUCCAUUUCUGCUGCUGCUGGGUUUUUCCUAACUAUUUUAACUUCCUUGUAAAUUUUCUUCUCUUAAUAUUAUGAAUUUAUUCUCGUAAUAUUAUAACUUUUCUGCAACCUAAUUUUCCAAAAAUCAAAACUUUAUUUUGUUUUGUUUCUUUCUCAUAAUAUUAGGAUUGCUACUAAAAUGACAUUAUUUUUCCUCAUGGUAUUACCGCUUUAUUCUCGUAAAAUGACAGCUUUUUUCUCUUACUAUUUGGACUUUAUUCUUGUAAAAUUACUGUAGAUUUUUAAAUUUUUGCUGUUGUUGUUUUUGAAAAUGUUCUUCUUAAGUGAUAUUUUUAGAGUGUGCUGCGGGCCAAUUAAAAAAACAGCUGCGGGUCACAGAUGGCCCCCGCACCGCACUUUGGACACCCGUGCUUUAGGGUAUCUGUUGGAAUGUGGGCCAGCAGGGGGCUAAUGGCUGUGAACGGCUGUCGGUUGAAGAUGGAGGUGAGGCUCUGUGGACCCGCCGAGGCCGUGACUGGGGAUGUUGGAGAUGGAGGUAAAGAGCAGCGAUGGCAGAGGUGGAUUGGUCUUUGGCGAAGGUGUGGUCUUAGUUUUGUCUUCCGUUGGAAGGAUUAGAAAGAUGCAGACGUAGUAAAGGUCAUAAAACAGCCUCUCCAAACGCAUCAUCUCCUUCCUUCCUCUGAUUUCAUAGAUGAUCCGAUAAAUGGAGCUGCUUCAUGAAUCAGCCAAUCACUGAGGGUGGUUAAACUCAGUUAGGUAGGGGUGUCUGCUCCUGCUAAUCGUUUAUUAGUCAGACAGGCCGUCAUUCAUGCAGGAUACACCACUGGUUUAGUCCUGGAAUCGAAUCAGGAGCAGGACCUCCAUGAGCUUCUUGGUUGAGCACAAGCCAACAGCAACUAUUCGUUUUGGAACUCCCCCCGGAUACACGUUUAGAUUCUCUGUCGUUCAGGUCAUGGAAAUCUGCAAGGGUUCAAUCCAGACACGUGGGCUAAGCACUUAGUACUCUUGUUGGCAAGCACGGACAUCAUACGUUUUCUGGCUGAGACAAGGAGGUUCUUACCCAAGGUUCUAUAUAGAACGUGGCCUCUAGCGUGUCCUAGAUCUCAGGUGUGCCGGGAACACCUCACCAGGGAGACGUCCAGGAGGCAUCCAGGCUUGAUGCCCGAGCCACCUCAACUGCCUCCCCUACUCUGAGCAAACUCCCAAGUACCCUCCAGUACCCUUGCAAGGGUGUAGAGCUGGUCCAGUGUUCCACGACCAGAACGAAAACCGCAUUGUACCUCCAGUAGCCGAGGUUCGACUAACGGUCGUACCCUUCUCUCCAGCACCCUGGAAUAGACUUUCCCAGGGAGGCUGAGAAGUGUGGUCUCUCUGUAGCUGGAACACACCCUGCGGUCACCCUUCUUAAAAAGGGGAACCAUCGCUCCAGUCUGCCAAUCCAGAGGUACGGUUCCCGACUUCCGCGCAAUGUUGAAGAGACGUGUCAUAGCCUGGAGGAAUUCAGGACAAAACUCAUCCACCCCUGGAGCCUUUUUAAUUGAAUGUUUCAACGCUAUGGUACUAAAAUGACAUCAUUUUUCCUCAUAAGAUUACUGAUUUCUUCUAAAAAAAAUUACAACUUUUUUUUCUCUUUAGAAUACGACUUUUUUCUCUUACUAUUUUGACUUUAUUCUUGUAAAAUGACAGCUGUUUUUUUCCAUUUCUUGUGCUGUUUUUUAAACAAUUUGAACUUUUUAAUUCAUUUUCUUCUCGUAAUUAUGACUUUAUUCCCACAAUAUUAUAACUUUUUCCCCCAACCUAAUUUUCAAAAAAAUGACGGCUUUAAUUUGUUUUGUUUUUCCUAAUAUUACCACUUAAGAAAAAACAUAUUUUUUCUUUAAUAUUGUAAGUCUAUGCUACUAAAAUGACAUUAUUUUCCUCGUAGUAUUAUGAUGCUACUCUUGUAAAAUUACAACUUUUUUCUCUUGAUAUUUUGACUACUCUUGUAAAAUUACUGCUCUUUUUUUAUUUUCCAAAUAUUUUUACUUUUUUCUUGUGAAUAUUCUUCCCAUAUUAUGACUUUAUUCCCAUAAUAUUUAGAAAAAUAUUUUUCCCCAACCUAAUUUUCCAAAAAUGACAACUUUGUUUCUCAUAAUACUACAACUUUACAAAAAACAGCCUUCCUUUUCUUUAAUAUUCCAACUAUAUUCUGCUAAAAUGAUUAUAUUUGCUCAUAAUAUUACAGUUUUAAUCUCACAAAAUGUAUUUUUUUUCUUGUUUGAAUAUGACUUUUAUUUUGACUUUCUCUUAAAACUCCAGCUUUUUUUCCAUUUCCGCCAUUUAAUAUUUUUUUGUGAGUAAUCUUGUAAUAUUUUGACUUUAUUAAUAUUAUAACUUUUUCCCCAACCUUAUUUUAAAGAAAAGAGUUCUUUUCUUUACUAUUUCAACUUCAUGCUACUAAAUUAUUAUUUUUCCUCAUAAUGUUACGAAAAUGACACCUUUUUUUUUUAGUAUUUUGACUUUAUUCUUCAAAGACGGCUGCUGAUUUUUGUUGUUUUGUUGUUUUUUUUUGUUGUCUUGUUAAAUGAUAUUUUUAGGAUGUCGGCGGUGAAGCAUGAAUGAAUGAAUGAAUGGAAGGACUCACAGCUUGAAUGUUUGUUGUUGAAUUUGAGUUUUUGUGGCGUCCCGGAGGACACGCUGGUUGCUGUGGUGAUGUUUGUGGUUCUCACUGGAAGAGGAAAAGAAGCCAAGGAGAUGCAAGGAGAUAACGUGCAUGCAAACUGGCGCUGAGUGGGAUCAUCGCUCAAGAUAAAUGUCGUUAUCUCGCCGCGGCGGCGGAAGAUGACAGAAGGAGGGAGUGAUUGGAAUCCGUGCUGGUUUUACUUGCCAUCGACCAAAAAACAAACACAUCUUUGUGGCGGAAGAGUCGGCGUCUGAAAAUGCUACAUCUAAAUGUUAAAUAUAAAUAUCAUUGUUAAAAAUACCAAUGCCAAAUAUGAAUGUGAUUUAUACAUUUCAACGUUAAAUAUACAUUAGCUAAAAGUUAUAUAUAAAUGUAAAUGUUAAAAUAAAUGCUAAAUAUAGUAGAUAGAAAUGUUGCAUAUGUCAGCUAUAGACUUAAAUGUUAAAUAUAACUUUAAUGUUAUAUUACUAUAAAUGUUACAUGUAAAUGUUAAAUAUCAAUAUAGUUGUUAAAAAUAUCAAUGUGACUCACACAUUUAAAUGUUAAAUAUACAUAAAUAA